AAUUCAUCUGUCAAAACACGACAAUGUUUGCAAUUGCUUCGAAUUCUAUUGGUGCUGUCAUCAUCCGGACAGUGUUGUUCGCCAAAUUGGUAACAUCGCUGUCAACCACCACUAAUCGGAGCCAUUUGACAGAUGGUGCAAUGCGUUGCUACAGUUGCACUUCUACCGAAGAGGGUAGCCAAUGCCAGACGAACCCCUCCACCUUACCUCAUGGAAUAUUAGAUGGCUGCACGCGGGAAGCUUGCACGAUCGUGAGAGUAGAACAAUGGCCAUCUCAGCGUGUCAAGAGUUUCUAUCGUGGAUGUGACGGGCGGACCAAAGUAUUUGAGCAGAACAAAUGCCAAAUCGAAAAGGAUGAAAGGACGUGCUUUACGGCUUGCGUGGGCGAUUUAUGCAACCACGGAAACGGCUUGGUCGACCACAUUGUUCAUUCAGGAUCGAUCCUUACCGGAUCCAAAGCUGACGGCUGGGUCUUAACGGUGACAACCGCUGUUCUCCUCGUUUUCUCCGCUAUAUUAUUAUCCGAAAAUCUGGGACAUCACCAAUGAAGAUCCUGGACGAGAGCACAAAGAAGUCUAAAUGGAAACACUCAAUCACGUUGUGCUAUGCCCAAAACAAUAAAACUGAGAGUAAAGAGAUUCGCCAUCCAUCUUUAUUUGAUAGAUAACUGCACUUCUCAUUGGUGAAAAAAAAAGAAAAACAGCCAACUCGAUCUCUGUUCAUUCUAAAAGGCGAAUAGAAUUUUAAGGAUCGAUACGAGCCGAUCUUACUCGACGAUAAAUGGAACAGCUUGUUCCCGCAGUGCUGUUGAACUUUUGGCGAUCCCAGUUUCUCAGACUGGAGAUGACGCUGCGAAAACUUUCAUUUAUAUACAACACAAAGGCAACAAAGGGAGUGCUGUACCCAGAUGGCGAUCAUAAAUGAAGGAAUAGGAGAAAGAGUUUACUGCUUGCCAAAAUAACAAACAAUGCAAGGCACUUCAGACAGAUUGCAAGUUGGUUCCGCGAAAGUUAAAUAUGAGCUUUAUAAUUGAAUCGCAGAUUGUUCCGCGGCGAAAGCAAGACGACAAGAAACGCCAUGUUUAUUUUUGAUUCGGCAAAACGCUUGUGUAGUUUACAGGAUAUAUUCGUGUUUAUUGUUUAUGAGUAUACCUACUCUAUUUGAUAUUUGAUCAAAGAAUCUAUUAUGAAGCUUGCCGUGCCAAACGUCUAUUAACAUUUCAAAUGCUAUGGCAACGUCACAGAACAGUGUGUUUGCACACGAAUAACUCAUUAAAAAUGGUCGCUUGAAGGAAUUGGCAAGCUGCUUCAAACAGCUUCUCCUGGUACCCCUAAACAAAGAAAAAGAAACCGAUGGAUACCAAUAUAAAGAUGCAAAUGCCAAGUGAUGUCCUUGCUCGUUGGGUGUACAGACAGCGUCCCAUCAUGAAGUCAAUGACCUUUUCCAAACGUCGAUGGACACAGUAACGAAACUUUUGGGUACAAAUGCACACACACAUGUCCCCCAUAAACUUUUCCCUUGACAACUAGAUGCCAAUUGCUGGACUAAAUGAUUUUGUACAAAGUUCAUUUUUCUCCGAUUUUCCCCAUGUGGUUGUAGUACUACUAUACGAUAGAAAAACAUUUUAUCGUUAACUUUUUUAUCCAGAGUUAUUGAGAACAUAUUUUGUCAUAUCAAUAAUUUGUUGUUUAAUUAAAUGAAAUCACAGUUCAAAGUCUUGGCUGCAUCCUGCGAAGCUCGUCACGAGCUUGAACUGUGGAAACCUUGAACUCAACGGCUGAACGAACAAGCGAGCGGCCAUUGAAAUGUUGCUUGCGGCCAGGUGCUGCAUAUGUUGCUGAUAUGGUUAGUAUACUGGUUUGGUCGUACCUUUCUUACUUCCGCAUCUCCACGCCUUAUUAGAAGCACUGAAGGACACUAUACUCCACACACAUAAUACCUGCAUCAGUAAAAUUAUCGGAGUUAAAAGAUUUGGAAUGAGUCCAAAAGUCUAUUUGUGAACAUUGUCAAUGGAAAAAUUGAGGGCCGUUGAGGGCCCCGCGACAGUUAACGUACCAAGGUACAUAAACUUGCAUGGUGACGUAGAUCUCUGACUGCGUGUGGAAUGUCGUGAAGGUCACGCAAAACCCACGAAAGGAAACCGAUUAGGCUGGUAUUUUACUGCUGUGGAAGUUACCGGCCUCAAUUUAAGUAGGUUUACUCUGAAGGAUUUUUAUCGAAUAGAAAGUUACUGCAAUUUUCCAUCUGCUCGACUGCGUGCGAUUACUGUAUGCUUUUUUUUUAACGGUCUUCGGUUGACCGCUAAAAUUUAUAUUUACAUCUGACCGAACCGGUACCGUUUUUUAUGUUGUGUGGCUGAAAGUUUUUCCCGCUAGAUGACAAUGGUGUGCAUGCUGUUAUCAAGGAUCCCGGCACUCUGGUUUGUUGUUGGCUGAAGAUCACACCACACCGAAGAAAACGUGAAAUUCUGUACGAGUCUCUCUCUCUCGGUCUUCUUGUGAAGACGUUGCAUGAGGGGCGUAACGUGAGGAAUACGUUAUUUCUUUAAAGUGAAACAAUUCUCCCCAACAA
Molecule: messenger RNA, 2571 nt
Organism: Daphnia pulex (common water flea)
Lineage: Eukaryota; Metazoa; Arthropoda; Branchiopoda; Diplostraca; Daphniidae
Exons: 4
Coding region: 24-548 (174 amino acids)
Source: RefSeq, a predicted model, not a curated record